Messenger RNA from Prorocentrum cordatum, 5862 nucleotides. The record is from the annotation of a GenBank genome assembly. Lineage: Eukaryota; Dinophyceae; Prorocentrales; Prorocentraceae.
AUGGCGAAAGGCACUAUCACUACCAGCAACGUGACUUCCUGGGGUUCAUUGGCGCCGUGCCUAGAGACCCUCGAGUCGCACGUCGUUCUCGUCCAGGAGCAUCACCGACGGGACGAGGCGAAGCUCGCCGACCUGCAGCACGAGGUGCUGGAUCACGGGUUCGCGGGCAUCUGGGCGCCAGCAGUGGCAGGCCCCACCUCCGCGGAGGGCACUACGGGCGGCGUCGCGGUCUUGGCCCGCAAGAACAUCCCCGUCACGGCCCCGCCGCUGCUGCCCUCGGCGACACUGUGGCCAGGGCGACUGGUGGCCGCCCACGUGCACUGGGGAGUCCGUGGCGGCAUUGUCUUCGUGUCGGCCUACCUGGUCGACAGCGUUGGCAUGAACGACGUGAACCGAAGCAUCUUCGGCGCGCUCACUCGCUACCUCACGAAGCUCACGGCCUCGGGCAUCGAUUGGAUCGUCGGCGGCGACUUCAAUGGGCCUCCCAGCUGCCUGCCCCUGGCGCAGUUGGAAAAGGCGGGGGGCCUCUGGCUAGCGCCGUCGGCCGACACCUGCCGCCCACAGGCGGGCAGCGGCUCGGUGCUGGACUACUUUCUGGUCGGUGCAAACCUGGCCAGCCGCAUCUCGGCUCCGAGAGUGGAUGAGUUGGGCAUCACCUCCCCGCACCUCCCUGUCAACAUGGAGCUGCGUGCCGCCGACCUGGACAUGCGCGUGAGGAUCCCGAUCGCCCCCAGGGCGAUUCCAGCGGUGCCGCCCAUCGGCUGCAGCCGCGGUGUCGAGGACUGGGCGCCCACUUUGGCCCAGGUGCGCGCCACAACCAGCGCCGAGGAGCUGCCAGCAGCCUGGGACGCCGUCGUCAGCACCUUGGAGCAGGAGCUGUUGGACCGCUACGACCAGGUUGGCGAAGCGCGCAGGCGGUUCGAAGGACGUGCGGGGCCCAUUGCGACCAAGCUGGCGCCAGUCAAGUGGAAGCCGCAAGGGCAGCGUGUCCGAUUGGGGCCUGAUGUCAUCGCGGCCAAGGUCGCGGGCCGAUGGGCGCGUCACUUCAUGGGGGUCAGCGCGUUCCUCGCGAAGGCCAGCAGGAGGCUGCAAACCGCCAGCCUGCAGUGCUCCCUUGUCCCUGAGCAGUACCACGAGCUGGCGGACUUCGUCGCGAGGGCUUUGGAGUAUGGGCGCGUGGUUAUGGACAGCAAGAAGACGCUGGCACUGCUCCCGCAUUGGGUGAGGUCCUUCUUCGAGCAGGGCUUUCGCGUGAUCGGCAACACCGACUUCCUGGAGCAGGCGGGCCGCAUCGUCCAGUUCGCCAAGGACGCCCACGCGGACGCGCUCAAGGUCAGGCAGCAGAGCUGGAUCCAGUGGGCCAACGACAGCCUGCGGAACGGCGCUGGCAAGGCGCACCGCUUCACCAAGCUGCGGGCGAUGCAGGAGGUGCUGGCGCAAUGGCAGGGCACCCACACCGAGCUCACCACUGGACGGCUCGCCCAGACCUUCGUCCCGCAGCAGCAGGUCGCCAGCCAGCACCUGAUCUGCGACCGGGAGAUGAAGGCCUGGGAGGACGUCUGGUCGUGCCACAAGCUCGAGGCGCUGGAAAGGCCAGCUGACUUCGACGAAUGGGACGACCUCGAAGACCUCACCGUGGAGGCGCUGCAGCGGGCCGCCUGCAGCUUCCCCACCACCACGGCGCUCGGCCCAGCGCAGAUCGGUAUGCGCGCGCUCACCUUUCUCACGGACGACGGCGUUUACACCUGCGGCCAGCUCUUCAUGAAGUGCGAGGCGCUGGGGGCUUGGCCCAGCGAAAGGCUGUGGCACGCUAUGUGCCGCAUCCCCAAGGCCUCUGGCGGCUGCAGGCUGAUCACGCUGAUGCACUCGCUAAUCCGAUGGUGGUCGAGGGCUCGUGCCUCGACGUCCAAGGCGUGGCUGACGGCGCACCCCAAUGCCAGUAUUUGGGGCAUGGGCGGCGGCAGAUCUUCCUCCGACUCCGCCUUCGACCUCAACCUUGAGACGGAGGUAUCGGACUGCCUGGACGAGCACGUCGUAAUCGUCAUGCUGGACGCCUGGAAGUUCUUUGAGACGAUUAAGCCCGAGUGGCUACUCAUCGAGGCGCGGCUGCUGGGCAUGCCGCUGCGGUUGGUCUGGAUGUUGAUUGAGCUAUACAGGCAGCCGAGGCGGCUGCAAGCUUUCGGCUCGGUGUCCUACGCGGUCGUGUCACAUCAGGGCGUGCUCGCAGGAUGCACUCACGCCUGUGCCAUGGUCACCUUGCUCAUGUUCAGGCUGCUCGAGCAGGUGCGAGAUGCAGGCGUCACCCCGAGGGCCCUCAUCGACGACGUCACCUUGCAGUGGCGCGGGAGGCGGCUCUCGCAACUGGGCGUGCUUUGGGCGGCCACCACCAGGUUCCGCGAGGGCGCCCAGGAGCGAGGCAUUGUCGUGCAGCCCACCAAGUCGGGCUACUUGGUCUCAUCGGACGCGGCUGCUCGCGAGUGUGCCCGACACGCGGCGGCCCGCAAGCUGACCAAGAUGCGCUGGGCCCGCAACCUGGGGCACGAUCUGGGCGGGCGCAGAAUCGCUAGGCUCCAGACGGCAAAGCGGGUGCGGCAGCUCAAGGAGCGGCGCGGCAAGUUGGCAGCUUUCAAAGGGGCAGACGUCAGGAUGCAUCUGACCGGCGGCGUGCAACGCUGGCAGGCGAGGCAGAUCGCGGCGCACCACCGCCAGCACGGCGAGGUCAAGCCUUGGGUGCGGGCCAUGCGGCUCUGCGUGGGCGACGGGCGCGCGGCGUUGGCGGAGGGCCCGUCGGCCACCAGCCUGCGUCACCACUGGGCGACGGUGGCCUGGACGCAACAGGCCCAGCACGACCUUGGGCUGGCGGCGGCGCCGAAUUGCAGGGCCUGCGGACAUCCGUCCGACUCGCCUGGGCACAGAUUUUUCGGCUGCGAGGUACUCGUGCAGCCGCUCACAGAGGAGGAGCAGGACGAGCAGCUGCCGCCCGAGCCGAUGCAGGCCAUCCGCACCUUCAUGUGCGACAAAGGCCUGCAGGAGGGCGGCAGCUUCGAGAGCGCCGACUUCCAAAUGUGCUUGCCCUGCAUGCCGCCAUUCGUGCCGCCCGCCGCGGAGCAGGCCGAGGUGAAGUUCUGGGGCUGCUGGCCUAGCCAAGGGGCGGACACGGACAUGGAUGCGUACUUGGACCGAGGCCUCCACCCGCUGCUGUACUCUGGCAACAUGUGGGCCGACUGGUUCGCUCGGCAAGGAGCCAUGCAGCACACCGUGUCGAAGGUGUACGAGGAGUUCUACAACAUCGAGCUGCAACACUACAAGAGCCUGGCAAAGUACGUCGGCUGGGCGAUGCAGAGGACGAUGCACGCAGGCCGCUGGGAUGCGCCCGAGCAGACAGCCCGCCCGCCAAAGGUGCCCAAGGUGCAGGCGGCGACUGUGAUCAGCCACUCCCUGGUUCGCCUGAACGGGACGGCGGUGGUGCUGUGCCGCGCUUGCUGCAGGCAGACCAGCGGGCAGACGGGGCCCACAUGGACGCAGUUCGCGCGUUCAGCUUGCGAGGCCAGCCAGUACACCGCGCUGCGGGCCGAGGCCAUCAUCGCGCACGUCGGCGCGCAGCCCAUUGUGGUCUCGGAGGCGGGCGAGUUCGCUAUGCAGGCGAUCGAGCGCGCGGCGUGCCCCGAAGAUGCGGGGCCCAGGCCAGCCGAGCCUGCCCCCUGGGGCUCAGGGGACGGCACCAUCGAGAUGCAGGGGCACAGGCUGAGGCGCGCAGGGCCCACCAUCUACUGCGAGGUAUGCGUGGCGUGGGCGGCGACAGGCUCCUCACUGGCCCUGGCUGCGCCCUGCGCUGGCCCGCCCAGCGCCGAGGGCAAGAACCAGCGCACCUACCUGUCCAACCUCAGGGCGCGGCUCAAGAAGCUCAGCCAAGGGCUGCACCCCAAGACAGGAAAGGUGCUCACUUGGGGAGGUGCAGGCGAGGCUCCAGACGGCCCCAGAACAUGGGCCACAGCGGCGGCCAGCGCGGCCGCGGGCGACAUGGCCUCUGGGGGCGACGGCGCUGCAGAGCGGCCAAGCGGCAGGCACGCGCAGAAGGAACAGGGCGAGGCGACCAGGCCUGGCCAGGACCACGAGACGCGCGAGGUGCCUGCAGGGGCUGGAGGUUCCGACGCAGUCCAGACCAAGAAGCCUGCUUGGCGGGUGCGACGGCAGGAGCUCCUGGAACGGAUGCAGCGAAGGCAGCAGCAUCUGCUAGCCGAACGUGGUCCAGCAGCCGCCAGCGGCGCGCAGCGUGAUGAGGGAGACAUGGCCGACGGCAGCUUGCCCUCGGCCUAUGGAGCGCACCAAUGCCCCGACGGGGGCACCACUGGACUGGUGACGCUCCAGCCGCCGCCAGCUGCCCCAGACGUGGGGGUGGUCGAUGCCUGUCUGGCGGCGGGGCCGUCGCGGCUGCCUGCGCCCUUGAGGUGUGACCUGGCACACGAGGUGACGCUGACCACGGACCACCAGGAGGGCGCCGUGACCAGCCCUCAGGACAUGAGCAGCCCGCCGCAGCCGUUCUCGACUACCGAUAUGGCCAGCACCAGGGGUGGCAGGGGACCUGCAAAGUGCGGUCGCGAAUGCGGCCCCGCCCUGAGUGCUGGCAGGUCUGACAACUCGCAGCGGGCGCUGCCAGGCAUGGCCAGUGACAAGGGUGGCAGGAGGCCUGCAAGCCGCGACCCUGAGUGCGGCCCCACCUUGGGCACUGGCGGCGACGGCAGCCAGGCCCACCGCGUGCGGCGACGAUUUACGGCCUGGGCCAGGGGUGGCAGGGGACCUGCAAUGUGCGUGCGUGAGUGCGGCCCCGCCCUGAGCCCAGGAUGCGACGAGGACCGCGACGGCAAGGGUAUGGCCAGCGCCAGGGGUGGCAGGGGACCUGCAAAGUGCAGUCCUGUGUGCGGCCCCGCCCUGGGCACUGGCAGCGGGUCUCUGGAAGCGGCGUCGCCUGAGGAGGACCAGCGGCAGCCGCAGCUGGCUUCUGGGGAGGCGUGUCCACGUGCAGCUACGGCUGGUGCCAGGGGUGGCAGGGGACCUGCAGUUUGCGGUCCUGAGUGCGGCCCCGCCCUGAGCACCAGCACCCACCCCGAGCGGCGACGGAUUACGGCCUGGGCCAGGGGUGGCAGGGGACCUGCAAUGUGCGUGCGUGAGUGCGGCCCCGCCCUGAGCCCAGGAAGCGACGCGGACCGCGACGGCAUGUGCAUGGCCAGCACCAGGGGUGGCAGGGGACCUGCAAGUGCCGACCGUGUGUGCGGCCCCGCCCUGAGUGCUGGCAGAGUUGCGGUGGCUCGGCCUGAGCCAGCGCAGCCGAGGCGCAGCGUCGCGCCCAGGCUUGAGCUGCAGGUCGCUGGAUGGGCGCGGUACUGGACCCAGGCUCCCGAGGUCGGCGAGACGAUGGAGUGCUACAGCGAGUGGCUCGACCACUGCGUCGGCUACGUCACGCAGAUCCUGUCCCAGCCGCGCUUCGCCACCAGGCUGCGGGCGCGUGGGAGGACGGCCGAGGAUAUGGCCGAGGAGAUCUGCGAACGGGCCUGGGGGACUGGCAUGCCCGCGAGGCGGGCCUACUACAGGUGGCGCCACACGCUGACGCGGUCGCAGAGGAUCGUGUCGGACUGCAUGCGGCGCUACGACUACGUGUGCCUGCGGACGUGGCUGGCCGAGCUGCGGCGGGAAGGGCAGCCACCGCCCAUUGGCCCGCUCAGAGCGCCUUCGGAGGCGACGGAGAAGUGGUUGAAGGUCGGCCUCUCCUGGCACGGGCAGCCGCUGCGCGCUGCGCGGCGGUCUGGCCCCAGCGCGCCGCCCUUCGCGUCCGUCGACGUGAUCGGCAUCACUGGCCUCCCCUGA